Molecule: messenger RNA, 1137 nt
Organism: Physella acuta
Lineage: Eukaryota; Metazoa; Mollusca; Gastropoda; Physidae
Product: mediator of RNA polymerase II transcription subunit 30
Biological process (GO): positive regulation of DNA-templated transcription
Cellular component (GO): mediator complex
Molecular function (GO): transcription coregulator activity
Source: RefSeq, a predicted model, not a curated record
CAUUCUGUAUAAAAAUAAAAGAUGACGCCAAAUAAAGUAUGGUUUACAGUACUUCCGGUGAAUUCCGGAAGUGUGUGACAGACUUUGGCAUUGUUUUACUGUUUUUUACUGCUAUACGAUUCCGGAAUAAUAACCGACGCUAAACUAAGGGAUUACCUAGAUCUAAGUGACAAAAAAGUCUGAGAAUUUCAUUUUCAAAGUCUUACGAACCCAGUGUGUGUGAGAUUACCCAUUGUGCUUUUCGGACCUUUCGUGUAUUGUCGGUAAUUCCAUUUCGAUUUGAAAGCCUUGAACUGACUGAACGUUGAUUUCCAAUGCUAGAUAGAUAUAGAUCUAGAAUCUAGAUCUAGAUACAGUUUUGUGUAAUGCAUUACAAAACCUAAUACAAAGUGCGUGACUGUGGCAAGUCAUCACUGACAAAGACUGGACUGGUAUCGAUGAGAAAAUGACUGCACCAGGCCCAUCAACUCCAUCCUCUCAGCAUCACUUUACUGUUCAAAGGGAUGUUUCUGGUUAUUCCAUGAUGAGUCCUUUACCUGCACCCCAAAUGAUGUCUCCUACUAAAGACAUUAAUAUUGUAAACAUGUGUAGAUUUGGUCUGGAAGUUGUUCAAGAUAUUUUAAGCAGAGCCCAAGAUGUGUUUAAUUUACUCUGUCCUAAAGGCAUGCAGCUCCCUAACAAUGUUACUUUCCAUGGUAAUCAAUACACAGAACGUAAAGGCAAGCUUGGUGAACAGUUACAACAGAUUACUAUGAAUUUCAAAAAACUUCGUGUUUUCUAUGCUAAAAUUAAUGAAACUUGUGACAUCACUGAAAUACCAAAUGAACAGGAAUUGAUACCCUAUGUGGGUAAAGAGCUAGAAAGGACUCUACCGUUCUCGGAAGCUUAUUAUUAUGUUAUAGACCAGCAUCGUGAUUUGGUGGAUAGUGUGAAAUUGAAAAAUCAACAGUUAAAAGAGAUCAUAGACAGCAUGCGUUCGAUUAUAUGGGAAAUCAACACAAUGAUAACCAUGCGCAAAACAUAGGUACAGCUAGGAUCUGCAACUUAAAUAGAAAUCUAUUAUUUGGAAUGCCACUGUUCAAUGUACUUUUUUUAUGUUUAUAGACUGUGUAUUAAAUUUUGUUUUAAAAAAAUCAA